AUGCUUUCUAGAUCCACAGCCGGGUGCUACACUUGCAAGCGUAGGAAGAAGAAAUGCGAUGAGCGUCAACCUACUUGCUUCAGAUGCGAAAAGGGUAAAUUCGAAUGCGAAGGGUACGCCCCGUUCGAAAAUCCCGAUAGCAAGGGCGUUAUGAGGCGGUCUAAGGCUACAUCUUCUGGUGGUCCUAGGCAAGCAACUACCGUGGAUAAAAAUUCUCGAGAUAAAAGUUUGGCUAGUUUACACGAUAAACCUCUUUCUCUUAAAGAAAUCCCUACCUCAGACUUAUUGCUCGAAGCGGCACAAGAUACUCAUGGCUUGGACCAAUCCAACAAUGUGACUCCACCAACUUCCAAUACACCUCAACCAGAUUCAGACGAGUCCGUGUCCCGACCAAAUAGCUCCGGCAAUAUGUCUUCGGAAGUAUCAGCUUCAGUAACCUCCGAGAGUCCUAACUCCAUAAAUACCGCUCAAGACCCCGCUAUUAAACAUUCAUUGAAUCUUCGGACAUCUAGUUCAUUAAUUCCAAAGGCGAACCUUUCAUUGGAUACCAAUCGGACCAGUCCACACACUUUCAGAAAUUUGGGACAGUACUCUGUUAGAUUGAGUGGAAACAAUAUUUCUGCUCUGGAAUUUUGGGAUACAAAACCAGUAGCAGCUCCUGGACAUUCUCGAAGAGAGCUCACCACACUUGACUCGGGACAACUCUCAACUAGCACUCGACUUUUAUCCACAGCGCGCCAAUCAGCUUAUAUAAUCGAAGUCGACGAGGAUGGAGAGUUUGAAAGCGAUGAGAGUGAGAUCGAACAGGAAAUGUGGAUUGCUCCGACCAUGGAUCCAAAUACGCAGGACAAUGCACUGCCGUUUGUUUUACAAUGCUAUGCUCGAUGGGUGAACCUUGCUGUCUUUGACCCUCGUAGCGUUGUGGAUCUACUUAAGAAUAGCAUUAUUGAACAAUUCAUGCGCUCACGAGGCGAGCGAACGAAGGUCAUUCUACUUGCGAAUGUCAUCGGAACGUUGGGCAAAACCAUCAAUCCUAACAGUAGGAUGUUAUCACUGGUGUCGUUUCUCCGCAUCGAAGCACACGAAAAGAUAGGGAGGUUCACAUCACGCAAGCCCAACGAUGACCGUAAAAUGGAUAUGCAAAAUGCCUUAGAGGCACUGGACCUCAUGAUGGAAGUUACUCUGAUUCAGCGAUACUGUGGUGCGCUAUCAAGCGCCCUAAUGUUGAUGGAAGCUUCUGCGCCAGUAUUUCGAAGGGCUUGUCCCGAGCCUCCAGGAGAGCCUGUCAACCUUCCAAGAGUGCUUGCAUCAGGUAUAAACCUUCGACAUUUCGCAGCAAACGACAUCGUCCUCAGCAUUACGACAGGACGUCCAACGAUCAUGCGCUACGAUGUUACUUACCCACCAGAUAUCCUUCCACAGAUCACAGAUAAGCACUACGGCUUACGAUGGCUGCACGGGAUCUCGGACCAGUACAUCAUAUUGUUGGCUCGGAUUAAUAUACUAUCAGAGGGUCCGGACUUGCAAUCUUCUGGUAGUCAAGAUAUAGUCAACGAAAUUGCGAGUGAAAUUGAAGAUGCAUGGGGGCACUGUGAAUCAUCGGAUGACUCUCUGUUUACGAUAUGGAAGUAUAUCAUUAAAGAGGGUUGGCGAAUAGCGAUGCACGUUUAUCUCUACAUGGUUUUGUGCCGGAGGCGUACCGAUGACCUUGAAAUAAUGAAACUUGUCGAAUCGUUUGUGCGAUUGGUAGAAAGUGUAAGGGCCGGUCGUAUGCCUGAUUCUUUCUUAUGCAUUCCUAUGAUCGUUGUAGGCGCCUCGGCAUAUAGAAAAGAGGAUCAGGCUGUGAUCCAUCGGAGAAUGUUCGGCCUACAAGAGGUGGCAACUCCCGGUCUCUGCGGGAACGAAGCGCUGAAUACACUUCUUGACGUGUGGAUGAGGGCCGAUUCAGAGGGUCGAGCCGCAGUUUGGUCAGAUGUAAGGGUGGCUACUUAUCGAGUCACAGGCAUGUAA
Messenger RNA from Rhizoctonia solani, 2010 nucleotides. RefSeq names its product Fungal specific transcription factor domain. The record is from RefSeq and is a predicted model, not a curated record. Gene Ontology annotation, biological process: regulation of DNA-templated transcription. Lineage: Eukaryota; Fungi; Basidiomycota; Agaricomycetes; Cantharellales; Ceratobasidiaceae. Bases 1 to 2010 code for a protein of 669 amino acids. Gene Ontology annotation, molecular function: DNA-binding transcription factor activity, RNA polymerase II-specific; zinc ion binding. The transcript is spliced from 7 exons.